Messenger RNA from Marmota monax (woodchuck), 1904 nucleotides. RefSeq names its product chromosome unknown C2orf76 homolog (gene CUNH2orf76). Bases 589 to 1164 code for a protein of 191 amino acids. Lineage: Eukaryota; Metazoa; Chordata; Mammalia; Rodentia; Sciuridae. The transcript is spliced from 8 exons. The record is from RefSeq and is a predicted model, not a curated record.
GCGCUCCCAACAGAUGUUGGGGGCUGCAUACGGGUCUAAGGGGGAGGAGGCUGAGGCCCGAGGGCAGACGCCUUAAGGGUUUUAAAAUCAUGCCCGGCGCCAAGAGGCCGGAAGUUGCCGAUCCGAAUAAGUAACUUCUCAGGCCUGGGGAUUGCAAGUGGGACCCGCUGCUCCCAGGGCUGAUCCUCCGGAAAUGGCCCCUGGUGAACUGUGUGAUGGUAGCAAACUGGACUGGUCCCAGAAAGGCUAAGCCCAGGACUCUUCCUCUGAACUUUGGCACGUUCUUUGACCUGUUAGUUUGAAAUCCUGAUUUUAAACACGUUUGUGGUGCCAUGCUUCAUCUGGGGCGUUAAAGGCAGGGACAGUGGUUUGUCUUAGUGGACUUGGACAGGAACAGGUGCUCAGCAAACCUUUAUUAAGUGACUUUUCAUCCCGGAUUUUUGUCGAACCUUUGUCAGCUAACUUGCACUGUACUAGACCUGGUGGAAACAUCACUGUGCAAAACAGAUGAAUCCCUGGAAUCAUGGAACUUACAGUGGGUCUCCGUGUGCUUUUUUGCAAGAGAUUCCCUAGAGCACUUUUCUAUGAAUGAAAUUGCUGAAUCAAAAGGAAUUUCUUCACAUGGCUGCUGAGGAAGUAACCGUUACAGUGCGCCUCAUUCGUUCAUUUGAGCACCGCAAUUUCAAGCCCGUAGUGUAUCAUGGAGUUAAUUUGGAUCAAACCGUAAGGGACUUUAUAGUAUUUCUAAAGCAAGAUGUCCCUUUGAGAACCAGCCUUCCACCACCAUUCAGAAAUUAUAAAUAUGAUAAACUGAAGAUUAUUCACCAAGCACAUAAAUCAAAGAGUCAUCCCUCAGGAUUGGUUCCAGGACACUUGUGGAUACCAAAAGCCACAGAUUCUCCAUGUUCCUUAUAUAAAAUGACAAAUGAACUGGUGUUGAGUUUGGAAGAUGAUGACAGACUCCUGCUAAAAGAAGACAGCACCCUGAAAGCAGCCGGAAUUGGAUUCCAAAGGCCCUUUUGCUCUUUCUGUAAAAGCCAAGCAGACUGUAUUAACUUUUGGUUUAAUUUAAAAAACCAAUGUGGAACUUGUUGGCGCAACACCUUAAAGAAUCGCAUGUUUAAUAAAUUGGAAGGCUUUCCAUCAGAUUUGUCUCCAGUCUGAAUUAAUAAUGUUGCUGACUUAUUGUUUUAGAAGAUGGAGUCCUUGACCUGCUAGGUUGAAAGAAUUGUGACUGCUCUGAACCUUUGUGGGUCCUUUAGCUGUGCCAUCUCCCCAGUGAAUAAUUAGAGGUAUUUGAAGGUAUUGCGGUAGAAGCCAAUUUGUGUCUUUCACUUUGCAUAUUGUUGAAGCCUCAUGAAUUAAUCAUAAGCAGGGCAAAAAAUUAACUUCUUCAGACACAUAUUUUGAUGGGUCAUGAGGGAGAAUGUAAAGUGAUCUGUAAAAUAUUCUACUGAUCCUCUAACUAUUAAAUUAUUAUACCUACGGGCUAAUUUCAGGGAGGGGAGAGUCCCUCCCCCCUCAGGAACUGAGUAGCAUAUUGGAAAAAAUAUCAAGGUUUGUUAGUUUCCAGGACUGCAAAGACUAUAAAUAAGCGAUUUCAUGAUUUUCUGAAAAAUCUUAAUUCUUGUGUUAACUCUGGAUUUUAAUUUUGCAGGUUAUUUUUCUUUCGACUUUUAAAUUAUUUUAUUUUUUUUAAUUAUUUGAUUUUUAGAUUCUUACAACUACACCUAAAACUUCUUGCUGAUUUGAUGAAAUGUAUUGUAUCACCCAACAACUAACUGAUAUUUUUCAUUGCAGGCGUCUGAAACCAUUCCAAAAUGCCAAACCAAAGUAAUGCGGAUUUCCAUACUUGUUUAAAAUUUAGUUUUACAUUAAAAUCUCUUUUCCAUUUUCUGUUUCUC